GGAGCGCGUUAGGCGAGGCACCGGACGUCGGCGGCUGGCGGAGCCGGGAGGCGAAGCUGGAGCGGCGGUGGCGGCGGCGGCGGGAGGCUGGGGCCGGGGCUGAGGCCGAGGCCGGGGCUUCGAGGCCCUUGGGGAGGCAGGCGGUGGCGGCCCGGGCCCCGAGCCCGGAGGCGGGAGCGGUCGCCAUGGCCGAGAACAUCAUAAUCCGUGUCCAGUCCCCAGAUGGAGUGAAGCGGAUCACAGCAACUAAGAGAGAGACAGCUGCAACGUUUCUGAAAAAGGUUGCAAAGGAGUUUGGCUUUCAAAACAACGGCUUCUCAGUUUACAUCAAUAGAAACAAGACUGGAGAGAUAACAGCAUCGUCCAGCAAAUCCCUCCAUUUGCUAAAAAUCAAGCAUGGCGAUCUGCUGUUCCUGUUUCCCUCGAGCCUUGCUGGACCCUCAUCUGAAAUGGAGACAUCCACCUCACUGGGGUUAAAGGCCUUCAGUGCUCCUAAUGUAGUUGAAGAUGAGAUUGAUCAAUACCUCAGCAAGCAAGAUGGGAAGAUUUAUAGGAGCCGAGACCCACAGCUAUGCCGCCAUGGCCCCUUGGGGAAGUGUGUGCACUGUGUCCCACUGGAGCCUUUCGAUGAGGACUAUCUGAACCACCUGGAGCCUCCAGUGAAGCACAUGUCCUUCCAUGCAUACAUCCGGAAGCUGACUGGAGGGGCUGACAAGGGGAAGUUUGUUGCCUUGGAGAACAUCAGCUGCAAGAUUAAGUCAGGGUGUGAGGGACACCUCCCAUGGCCCAAUGGCAUCUGCACCAAAUGCCAGCCUAGUGCCAUCACGCUGAACAGACAGAAAUACAGACAUGUGGACAAUAUCAUGUUUGAGAAUCACAGUGUUGCUGAUCGAUUCCUUGACUUCUGGAGAAAAACAGGGAACCAGCAUUUUGGGUACUUAUAUGGACGGUACACAGAACACAAGGACAUUCCUCUUGGCAUCAGGGCUGAAGUGGCUGCAAUUUAUGAGCCUCCUCAGAUUGGUACACAGAACAGCCUGGAGCUUCUGGAAGAUCCAAAAGCCGAGGUGGUUGAUGAGAUUGCCGCCAAACUUGGCCUGAGGAAGGUUGGAUGGAUAUUCACGGACCUUGUCUCAGAAGAUACCCGAAAGGGUACAGUCCGAUACAGUCGAAAUAAGGACACCUAUUUCCUGAGUUCAGAAGAAUGCAUCACUGCAGGAGACUUUCAAAACAAGCACCCCAACAUUUGCCGGCUCUCUCCCGAUGGGCAUUUUGGAUCCAAGUUUGUUACUGCAGUGGCCACAGGUGGUCCAGACAACCAGGUUCACUUUGAAGGGUACCAGGUGUCCAACCAGUGCAUGGCCCUGGUCCGUGAUGAGUGCCUUCUGCCAUGUAAGGAUGCUCCUGAGCUUGGCUACGCUAAGGAGUCCAGCAGUGAGCAGUAUGUUCCUGACGUGUUUUAUAAGGACAUAGACAAGUUUGGCAAUGAGAUCACCCAGCUGGCUCGCCCCUUGCCGGUGGAGUAUCUGAUCAUAGACAUCACAACCACCUUUCCCAAGGAUCCAGUUUACACUUUUUCUAUUUCACAAAAUCCAUUUCCUAUUGAAAACCGGGAUGUGCUAGGUGAGACACAGGACUUUCAUAGUUUGGCCACCUAUUUGUCCCAGAAUACCUCGUCUGUGUUCUUGGAUACCAUCUCCGACUUCCACCUCCUGCUGUUCCUAGUCACCAAUGAAGUCAUGCCUCUGCAGGACAGCAUCAGCCUGCUGCUAGAGGCUGUGAGGACCAGAAAUGAGGAGCUAGCACAGACAUGGAAGAAGUCUGAACAGUGGGCCACCAUUGAACAGCUGUGCAGCACCGUUGGGGUGCAGCUCCCAGGCCUCCAUGAGUAUGGUGCCGUCGGGGGCUCUACACGUGCUGCCACCUCUGCCAUGUGGGCCUGUCAGCACUGCACCUUCAUGAACCAACCUGGCACAGGCCACUGUGAGAUGUGCAGCCUCCCCAGGACCUAGGGCUCUGGCCCUCUGCUGGGUGGGACUGGGGCAGCCCAGCCCUCUCUGAAACCUGGAGCCUGAAGCCCACAGCCUUGAAGCAGUGGAGCCAACUACCCUGGUAUUCCGGAUGUACUGAAGCUUCACAGUGCUGAUCUUGGAGAGAGAGAGAGAGAGAGAGAGCCCCAGCUGCUGUGCUGGGGCUGAACAGAACCAACUGGAAAUGCAGAGCAGCCCUGCCCAGAGCACCUCACAUGCCUCACCCAGUUAAUAGCCCCCCCACUGCAGUGGAGGGACUGAGCACCUCCAAACUAACACCUGAAACCGGGGGGGUGCACGGAGAGGUUGCUGCUGUCACCCAGCUGUCUUUCCUUAUGCUUUUUGUUUUCUGCCUCCCCCCCCCCCAGUUUUUGGUUAGAUGCUCCUGGCUGUCUCUGCUCUCUUGCUGUGGGGCUGAGGCCCUGCCUGUGAGGGCCAUGUCCCUCCUGUUAUGAGGGGCCCCUGCCUGGUGGGAAUGUAUUACCUGGAGUGUGGCCUCCUUGGCCUGGUUUAGCAUGCCACCUUUCCUUUUCUGGCCCAAAGUCAGGUGGGAGUUGGUUGUAAUAACAGUUACCAGUAAUUCCUGCCCAGAAAACUUUUAUUUAUUGUUUUUAAGAUAAAAUUUUGUAAAGGGGAAGGAGAGAGGACUUAACUUCAGCUUCCUCUCCCCCUCCAGUGCAGCCCCUCUUGGGUGUUCAAGAUUGUUAGUGGGUGGGGCCACCAUCAGUUCUCCUGAAGCAAACCUCAGUGCCUGAGACUUUUCUAUCAAGCCACAGGAUGGUGGCAGCUGGCAGCAUGGGCAGCUCAGGAGCAGUGGUGGCCCUAACCUGGCAGUCAGAUGGGCCAGCCCUGGGGUUCUGCUCCCCUCCCCCAGCACUUUUCCUCCACCUAUGGCCUCCCCACACUCUGGCCUUCUGGCACAGUGCUGUGGCCAUUGAGACAGCCUAGGUAAGAUCCCCAUGGGGUCUCUCUGGGGCCUGGACAGUUGAUGCUCUACAGAUGGUGUGAGGUGCAGGCAAUCCAAAAUGGUCCCAGUGUCUCUGAGGGCCCCAUGUGGUUGUGCUCUUGACAGCCCUUUUCCAGGUGAGCUGUGGACAUCUUGAUGCCUCUUUGCCUUAAUGAGAGCUAAGUCAGCUGUAUUACACCCUGGGAAAGGCCAUCCCAGACUGCUGGGAUGUGUGUCACCCUAGUGGGACGAGCCCAUGCUGCCUUCACCAUCCUUGGCCCUGUGGACAGAACACUUGUCUGUUGGGUUAACCUAUGGCAGGGCUGUAACCAGCACCCCUAGGCUCACCUGACGUGAGAUCUGAAUCAAAGAACUGGGGUUGUCUACUCCUGAGGCUGUGGGCCCAUUGGCUUUUGUUUGGUCCUGGCAAGACUGUCCUGGAGGGCCAGGAGAGGUGGAACAGCAAGGCAGGCAAUCUCUAGCUGCCUGCCAACAUAGGAGAAAGUGCUGAGGGCUGUCUAGUCUCCUUGCUGGUAGUUGCCCUGGCUAGGGCUUCACCUUCCUGCCUCUUCUGGUCCCCGAGGUCAGGUAGAUUUGGUAUCCUGGCAUUGCUGUGUUCAUGACUUCCCGUUUCCAAGCCAGUCAUUCUAGCUGCUACCCAUUCUGGGCAGGUGCCAGGCAGCACACACUUCUGGAGACCUUCCCACCACCACUUACUCCCCAACUCACUCUCAUCUUUGUCUACCAAGCUAGUUUCCUUUUCAAUAUUUUUCUCAUGUUCUGGCAUCCACAUAAUUCACGUUUUCUUUUGUCUUUAGCUAAAGAAACUUGUGAUUUCUCUGCUUAUGGUUUUGAGUUACUCUUUGUUCAGUAAUGCACUUUAUUUUAUUGUCCAAAGAGAGUCAAGCUAAUGCUACUAGCUUAGGGUGAGCCCACCUGAAGGUUCAGGCCUGGGCAGCUCAGCUACCUCCUCCUAUGUGGAGGUGGCCCUAACCCCACCUCUAAUCCCUUUUGCCACCAGGCACUGUAGCCCAGAGAGUAGUGCCUGUGAACAUACCUGUCCAAGUGAACCUAGUAGCUGCCAUGGUCCCCUUCAGGCCCAGAGGUGGCCUAGCCCUGGCUGCCCUCUGACCAAUCUGCUCCUGGGACAGGGUGCUCCCGCUUCGGCUCUGCUUUGGGCUGGCAGGUGUGCGUCGGCUGGGUGCAGACAGCAUUUUGACUCCAGUCCUGCAGUGGAACCUAAUAAAAGCGCCUGAAGCGAU
Molecule: messenger RNA, 4238 nt
Organism: Nannospalax galili (Upper Galilee mountains blind mole rat)
Lineage: Eukaryota; Metazoa; Chordata; Mammalia; Rodentia; Spalacidae
Gene: Nploc4
Product: NPL4 homolog, ubiquitin recognition factor
Exons: 17
Coding region: 186-2012 (608 amino acids)
Biological process (GO): ubiquitin-dependent protein catabolic process
Cellular component (GO): nucleus
Molecular function (GO): ubiquitin protein ligase binding; ubiquitin binding
Source: RefSeq, a predicted model, not a curated record